AUGACAAUAUUCCAAUGUAUAACAAUUUUCCCACUGUUGCUAAUAAUAUCCAGGCUUUUUAGCCUAACAUAUGCUCAACCUUACGAGGCAUAUCCAAUUAACAAACAAUAUCCUCCAGUGGCAAGGAUCGAUGAGUCGUUUUCUUUCCAGUUAUCGAACACGACGUAUCAAUCAUCCAAUAAUAAAUAUUCACAAAUAACGUAUCAAGUAUUCGACCUUCCCGAAUGGUUAACUUUCGAUACACAAUCAAGAACUAUAUCAGGAAGUCCAUCUGCCGCCCUCCUUGAUGAUGAUACUGAAACCGAUUAUUUUAAUUUCAUACUUCAAGGUUUCGAUGAAACAGACAAUUCAUACCUAAAUAAUACUUAUCAGUUGGCCGUAACGAAAAAAUCAAGUCUUCAAUUAGCUAAUGAUUUUAAUCUAUUAGCUCUAUUGAAAAAUUAUGGUAAUACUAACGGUAAGGAAGGUCUUAUCUUGGCGCCUAACCAAGUGUUUAAUGUCACUUUCGAUCGUUCGGCAUUCGUUAACCAAAGCUCCAUAAAAGCAUUUUAUGGUCGUUCUGAACAGUAUAAUGCUCCUUUACCCAAUUGGUUAUUUUUUGACUCCAGUGACUUAAGAUUCAGUGGGACUGCUCCAGUCGUGAAUUCCGCCAUCGCUCCUGAAUUCUCAUAUGGACUAGUAUUAAUCGCAACUGAUAUUGAAGGUUAUUCUGGUAUUGAAGUACCUUUCAAUUUAAUCGUGGGAGCUCAUCAAUUGACAACCUCUAUUCAAAACUCAAUGAUAAUUAAUGUCACUGAUUCAGGAGAUUUCAACUAUGAUAUUCCAUUAAAUUAUGUCUUCUUAGAUAAUAAUGAGAUUACUAUGGGUAAUUUAAGUACUCCAACCCUAGUGAAUGCACCAGACUGGGUACAAUUAAAUAAUUUCACCUUAUCAGGAAGUUUACCUAGCGACACUUCCUCCUCUAGUGCAAAUAACUUCUCUGUCGCCAUAUAUGACAUCUAUGAUGAUGUCAUCUACUUGAAUUUUGAUGUUGUUUCCACAACAAACCUUUUUGCCGUUUCUUCAUUGCCAAAUAUUAAUGCAACAAGGAAUGAAUGGUUUCAAUAUAGCUUUCUACCAUCUCAAUUUACAGAUCCAUCAAAUACAAAUAUUUCAGUAUUUUACACAAAUUCAUCACAAUCUCAUGAUUGGCUAUCAUUUCAUUCCUCCAACCUAACUUUAAUUGGACAAGUACCAAAUGAUUUUGACUACCUAUCAAUUGGACUGAGAGCUCAGGAAAAAUCAUUAUCAGAAGAGUUAUCCUUCAAGAUAAUUGGUAUGGAUUCCAAAUCUAACCAUUCUAAAAACCAUACUUCUUCUUUGAAUGUAACCUCCACUUAUCACCAUUCAAGCACAACUUCUACGUCUCAUGCAUCCUCUACUUCAACUGGAUCUGUUACCAUUACUUCAACCACAGCAAGCUCUUCUUCAAGUGGUGUAGUCACUCCUAUCCAAAAGAAUCAUAAAUCUAACAAUUCAAAAACUGUGGCCAUAGCGUGUGGUGUAGCCAUCCCAGUUGGGGUGAUAAUCAUCAUUGCUAUCCUAUUAUUCAUGUUCUGGAAACGUAAACAAAAUAACAAAUCACAAGUCCCAGAUGAAGAAAUGGUAAGAAAUAUAAGCAAACCAGAUGUCAAUAAUCCAGCAAAUGAUCCUAAACAAGCGGUUACUUCAUUACAAAACCCAUUCGAUGAUGAUUCUCAAAAUUCUCAGUUGGCCAAGAGGUUAACCGCGUUAAAUGAGAUGAAACUGGAUCAAAGUUCAUUAACUGACUCUGAAAAUUCUACCAUUGAUGACGAGAAAAAUGAUACCAAUGGACUUUAUGCUGAUCCAUUCCAUUCCCAAAGUGAUGAACUGUUAUUAAAGGAUGAAAGCCAAAAUGCAAUUUUCAAUCCAACAAGGCCCACAUCUUCAUUUUACAUGGAUUCUCAACCUGCUACAAUGAAAUCAUGGAAGAAUAAUAGUUUCAAUCCAAGCAAAUAUAAUAGAGAUAGCUCCAUGUCGUUAAACACUGUGACAACGGCAGAUUUGAUGAAUACUGAGAUAAAGGAGGAUGACAUAAUACCGAAAGACCCAAGGAAAUCAAGUUUGGGUUUAAGGGACUCAGUAUUUUGGAAUAAAUCACAAAGGAAUUCUGAUUCUUCAAAAAGCAACACAAAGCAAGCACUUGAACCUGUAGCUGAAUUUUCUGAUAACAAAAACGAUAAUAAUACCCCAACAUCUAUGUCAACUUCUUCAAGUGAUGAUUUUUUACCUGUAAAGAACGGAGAUAAUUUCGAUUGGGUUCGUACCAAUGAUGUAAACAGAAAACCAAGCAAAAAGAGAUUAGUAAACUUCUCAAACAAGGGCGAAGUUGAUGUUGGAGAAGCUCAGCAAGUAGAUGGACACAUUCCUGAAGAAAUAUAG
Molecule: messenger RNA, 2442 nt
Organism: Naumovozyma castellii
Lineage: Eukaryota; Fungi; Ascomycota; Saccharomycetes; Saccharomycetales; Saccharomycetaceae
Gene: AXL2
Product: Axl2p
Exons: 1
Coding region: 1-2442 (813 amino acids)
Source: RefSeq, a predicted model, not a curated record